Messenger RNA from Moneuplotes crassus, 1415 nucleotides. The record is from the annotation of a GenBank genome assembly. Lineage: Eukaryota; Ciliophora; Spirotrichea; Euplotida; Euplotidae.
AUAUUAUCAAACAAAUUCAUAUUAAUGGAACAAAACCAAGAUACUAAUGAUAUGCAUCCUGAUGACAAAAAAAUGAUUAUUGACUCUGUAGAUGAUACAGUUAGAGAAAUUUACAAUGAGUUCAAGACUAAAGACUCUAAGGCUGUCUCUAAGGAUCCUAUGGACCAUAAGAUCCAGCUUAGACCCCUAAUAGAGAAGCUAACCGCUACUCUAGACAACCCUGAGAUCACCGAAGAGGUGCUCCAACGUCAGCUUGAAGACUUUGGAAUUAGAAAUAAAGGUAAAAGAGCAAAGCUUAAAAAUGUCAUCUUAAGAAAAACCCAAGUAUUUAACCUCAACACUCGAUUUCCAUACUUCACAAAGGAGCAAGGAGACUAUUUUGACUAUGCUGUAAAUCAUGAGGACAUCAAACAAGAAGGGAACCAAACCACUAAUGUCAACUCUAGUAACCAGUUGAUCAGAGAGUUAUCCAAUGGAGAAACUGAUCACAAGCUAGAGAAGCUGCAGAAAUGGCUCGAGGCUAAGUUCAAGGACGAGCUCACCAAUGAUCCCAUCUUCUUCAACGAAUGGGAGUUUGAUCAUGCUAUGAAGGACUUUUGCGUUAACCCUAAACCUAAAAAUGCGGGGCAAGUUCAAACCAAGAAAGCGACCCCAUGCACUUUCUCAAGAGAAGAUCUCAAGGAAGAAGCUAAGAUAAAGAUUGAGCAAGAAGACUUCUACCACUCCAAUAUUUCAGUUGAGAAUUAUAAAGGCUCUGAAAAAGUCGGUCUUUCUGAGAUCCCAAUGACUGAAGGAGCAAGAGCUUACAAAUCUAAUUGGAAGCGUUCCGAUUUGGUCGAAAAGCGAGUAAUCCGGGGACUUUGCGAUGUAGCUAAGGACUUUUUUAAUGAUGUUGUUCGCUCUGCCAAAGCAACCAACAAUGAGAAGAAGCUUAAAGUCUGGAUUAACCUUGUUGGAUCAUGUUUCCCGGAGUUAUAUAAAACGUCAAAGUUAAAGAUUCUUGGACAGAUCUGUGUGAACUGCAUGGGAUGGAAAUUCACAGAAAAAAUAAACUCUUUCAAAAUCUUUAAUACAUCUGAAAGAAAGAAGCUGAUCAAGUAUGGUAAAGAGUUCAGAACCCAAAGAAAUAGCUCUAAGGUCAAGGAAAGGAAGAUUCUCCUCAAUCAUCCCAUUAUAAAAAUUGGAAAGCUUUUGUAUGAAAGCUCUUUAGACUAUAAGAAUGCUUUUUGGAAGCACAUCAACAAUCACAAAAAGACGGAGAUCAAUGACACGAAGGCAUUCAAAGAGCUACACGCCAGGGUCAUCACAAAGGUCAGCUUUCUGGAUUGUCAGGGCGACCUUUUCUCUUUUAAUUUAUCUUAAUUGAUUUUAAUAAUAACACUUGCACAAACCUACUAAAAGUUCUGGAAAUUUUG